AUGGCGCGCGAUCAGGAUGUCUAUACUGAGGGCGAUAACGAUGAUGACGACGAGGAAGAAGAGGAUGAAGGUGCCGAGGUGUCGACGCCUGGGAUGACGGAUCCCGUGCCAAGAAUUCUUCCCUCCGAAGUCUGGGAUCAUGGCUUCGUUAAUGAAGUGAUAGAGCGCAUCUUCUUGGCGAAGGUGGCCACCGAGAAAGUGCCCGGGAAGAAGGGAAAACCCGACGGAACCUUAAGCUAUCUGGACAUCGGAAAACUGCUGGCGCUGGGUCGGAAGAGCUUGAUGCGCCAGAAGAUGAUCGUCAGAAUCCCGGAAAAAGAGCUGCCGUUGACCGUCGUCGGGGACAUCCACAGCAACAUCAUCCAUUUACGCCGGAUUUUCCACACGAACGGUUGGCCGGGUGAUGGGCACUCGUAUCUGCUACUCGGGGAUUAUAUUGAUCGUGGCACACAGGGAAUCGAGACAGUAUGCCUACUACUCGCUCUGCAAUACCGCUACCCGACCCGUGUACACAUGCUGCGCAGCAGCCACGAAGAGGCCAACACCACCCUCAACUACGGCUUCUACGAGGGUAUCCGCAAGUUCCCAACCGGAAAUCCAGGGAUAUCAGGCGACCAACCGUUGCCUUCGCCACACCGGCCUUUUUCAGAUUUGGCGCAACUUCAUCCAGACAUU
Molecule: messenger RNA, 675 nt
Organism: Mesorhabditis spiculigera
Lineage: Eukaryota; Metazoa; Nematoda; Chromadorea; Rhabditida; Rhabditidae
Source: the annotation of a GenBank genome assembly